Nothobranchius furzeri (turquoise killifish) is the source of this 2382-nucleotide messenger RNA. RefSeq names its product extracellular calcium-sensing receptor-like. Gene Ontology annotation, cellular component: plasma membrane. Gene Ontology annotation, molecular function: G protein-coupled receptor activity. The record is from RefSeq and is a predicted model, not a curated record. Lineage: Eukaryota; Metazoa; Chordata; Actinopteri; Cyprinodontiformes; Nothobranchiidae. Gene Ontology annotation, biological process: G protein-coupled receptor signaling pathway.
UACAAACUGCACACAAUGACUAACGACUACAGCACCAAGCCCGAGUCUCUAAGAUGCGAAGGGAGCCUUAUUGCCCGAGAACUGCGUUUCUCUCGAGCGAUGAUCUUUGCCAUCGAGGAGAUCAACAACAGCACCGAGCUGCUGCCAGGCAUCAGACUUGGAUAUCAGCUCUAUGAUUCAUGUGCAUCCGUCCUCAUGGCUUCACAUAUUUCAUUUCAAAUUUUAAAUGGUCAGGACCCUGUGUUUGACAGAAACAGCAACUGUUCCCACUCUGGUGAGGUGGUGGCUGUUGUUGGAGACUCUGGAUCCACACCUUCCAUCAGCAUAUCUCGCAUCAUCGGAUCUUUUAACAUCCCGCUGGUCAGUUACUUUGCCACCUGUGCCUGUCUGUCAGAUAAGCAGCAGUUCCCAGCGUUUCUCAGAACAAUUCCCAGUGACCAGUUCCAGGCUGAUGCACUGGCCAAGCUGGUGAAACACUUUGGCUGGACUUGGAUAGGUGCUGUGCACUCUGACUCAGAUUAUGGAAAUUAUGGGAUGACAUCUUUUCUUGCUGCAGUACAGAGAGAGGGAAUCUGUGUGGAGUACUCUGUAUCCUUCUAUCGGACUGACCCGCGCAGCAAGAUCCAGAGAGUAGCCGAUGUCAUCCGCAGGUCAACAGCACGGAUUAUUGUUGCAUUCAUGGAGUCUGGAGAUUUGACUGUUCUUUUAGAAGAGCUGGCCCAGGAGCCUCCACCACCUCGUCAGUGGAUCGGAAGUGAGGGCUGGAUCACUGACCCUCAACUGAUGGCGUACAGUUUCUGUGCAGGAGCCAUCGGCUUUGCUAUCCAGCAAUCCGUCAUCCCAGGUCUGAGAGAGUUCCUGCUGGAUCUUUCUCCCUCUGAAGCAGCUGCCUCCUCUGUGCUGACUGAGUUCUGGGAGGAUGCGUUCAACUGCAGCUUGACAAACAAAAGAGUGUGUGAUGGAACUGAAGACAUAAAAAUACUGAAAAACCCGUACACUGAUACAUCUCAGUUAAGAAUUACCAACAUGGUGUACAAGGCUGUUUAUGCUAUAGCUCAUGCUAUUCACAAUGCUGUGUGUCAAAAAACUAAUGCCACGACUAAGUGUGAAAAAGAUAUUAGAUUGAAGCCUAAACAGUUCAUUUCUAUGUUAAAGAAAAUCAACAUUUUACAAAAUGGUUAUCCUGUGUCAUUUGAUGCUAACAGAGAUCCUGUAGCUUUUUAUGAGCUGGUCAACUGGCAGAAGAGUGAGAGUGGAGUUAUUGAGCUGGCAACAGUAGGGUACUAUGAUGCAUCACUGCCUAAAGGACAGGAGUUUCAUAUCAGCAGGAACAUAACCUGGAUGGAUGGUGGCACACAUCUCCCAGCAUCAGUGUGCACUGAGAGUUGUCCUCCAGGAACUCGUAAAGUCCUGCAGAAAGGAAAACCCAUCUGCUGCUAUGAUUGUAUACCAUGUCCUGAUGGAGAGAUUAGUAACACAACAGAUUCUCCAGACUGUUCCCCGUGUCCCAGUGAAUUGUGGCCUAAUGCACAAAGAGACGCUUGUUUCCCCAAACCUGUGGAGUUUCUUUCCUAUGAUGAAGUCCUGGCAAUCAUCCUGGCUGCAUUCUCUGUUAGUGGGGCCUGUCUGGCCAUCAUAACAGCAGCUAUUUUCUUUCAUCACAGAACAACUCCAAUUGUCAGAGCCAACAACUCUGAGCUGAGCUUCCUGCUGCUCUUCUCUCUGACUCUGUGUUUCUUAUGUUCAUUAACUUUCAUCGGAGCUCCCUCUGAUUGGUCCUGCAUGCUGCGACACACAGCGUUUGGUAUCACCUUUGUUCUCUGUAUCUCCUGUGUUCUUGGCAAAACUGUAGUGGUUUUAAUGGCCUUUAAAGCUACACUUCCAGGUAGUAAUGUCAUGAAAUGGUUUGGGCCUCCACAGCAAAGAAUGGCUGUGGUGUUUCUCACAUUUAUUCAAGUUUUGAUGUGUACAAUUUGGCUGUUACUCAGCCCUCCAUACCCAAUGAAGAAUCUGAGCACAUACAAGGAGAAGAUCAUCCUGGAAUGUGCAUUAGGUUCUGCUGUUGGGUUCUGGGCUGUGCUCGGGUACAUUGGCCUGCUGGCUGUUUUCUGCUUUGUGUUAGCUGUUCUAGCUCGGAAACUACCUGAUAAUUUUAAUGAAGCCAAGCUGAUAACCUUCAGCAUGCUGAUAUUCUGUGCAGUGUGGCUCACCUUCAUCCCAGCAUAUGUCAGCUCUCCUGGAAAAUUUACUGUAGCUGUGGAGAUAUUUGCUAUUCUGGCCUCCAGUUUUGGACUGAUUCUGUGUAUAUUUGCUCCAAAGUGUUUCAUCAUCUUAUUUCAGCCACAGAAGAACUCUAAAAAGUCUUUAAUGAAUAUAAAUUAA